UUUGAAUAGCCGCUACUCCUGCCUGGUGGCGGGGCCGCACCGAAGGCACAUCGCAUUGUCACCGCGCUACCUUAACAGGAAACGCACCGGUAUCCGAGAACAGCUCGACGCGGAGCUCCUGCGCUAUUCCGAGAGCUAAGGGAAAGUCGCCCGAAGUGGCUCCAAUAGGAACCCGUUACACCAGAGAGAUGAGGAACUGAUUGAAUGAUAAUUUCUAUAACUGAAUUGGACACUGUGGCCGUGUGGAGCAGGUUGCAUUCUGGACAGCUCUGGACUCCCCAACCCCUAUUACUUGUGAGCCUUUUAGGUGUCCCCAUUGCAUAUGAUAACAUCAAAGUGGUGGGUGAACUGGGAGAUAUUUAUGAUGAUCAAGGCCACAUUCAUCUUAACAUUGAAGCAGAUUUUGUUAUUUUCUGCCCUGAACCGGGGCAAAAGCUUAUGGGUACAGUUAAUAAAGUGUCUUCCAGCCACAUUGGCUGUUUAGUACAUGGGUGUUUCAACGCCUCCAUCCCUAAACCUGAGCAGAUGCCAUCUGAGCAGUGGCAGACUCUGGAGAUUAAUGUGGGUGAUGAACUAGAAUUUGAAGUAUUUCGUUUAGACUCAGAUGCUGCUGGAGUAUUCUGCAUUCGGGGAAAACUAAAUAUCAGUAGUUUACAAACCAAGUGCUCUGCAGUUUCUGAAGAAGUAACAGAAACGGGCACGGAAGAAGCUGUUGAAAAACCUCCAAAGAAGAAAAAGAAAAAGAAGAAAGACCCAGAGCCAUAUGAGGUGGAAGGUGGUAGCACAGAGUUAGCAGAUUUUGCAGAUGGCACCGUGACAGACAAGACAGACCUGCAGAUUAAUAAUGUGAAUGGCCUCUGGGAAGAAGAGCCGAAGAAGAAGAAAAAGAAGAAAAAGCACCAGGAAGUUCAGGACCAGGACCCUGUUUUCCAAGGCAGUGACUCCAGUGGUUACCAGAGUGACCAUAAAAAGAAAAAGAAGAAAAGAAAGCACAGUGAGGAGAUUGAACUUACCCCACUUUUGGAACACUCACCUAAAAAGAGAAGGAAGAAGUAAUUUUCUUUAGUGUGUUUUUAAAUGAUUGAUUUAUAUACAAUAGAUGAAUAAAUGUUUGAAUGAUGUGAAAUGCUUGUGUAUUUCCAUAGUUUGCAAAGCAGGAAACAUUUGCUUAGGAAUUGAGUUUUUGGUGCUAAAAUUACAAACUGAUAAUUAGGGAAAUACCAAUAUUGUUAAAGUGCCAUUUUAUUGUACAGAGAAUAAAAAGGUAAGAGCUGCUCUCACUCUCAACUCUUGCAUUCUUGCAGUUUUUACAUUCUAAAAAAAUUAUUUCUACAAUGUCAGGACCAACAAAAGGACUUUAUAAUACAGUAUUGUUCAUAUCAUUAAAGAAUGAGUUUGAGCUUGA
Molecule: messenger RNA, 1405 nt
Organism: Equus caballus (horse)
Lineage: Eukaryota; Metazoa; Chordata; Mammalia; Perissodactyla; Equidae
Gene: POLR1F
Product: RNA polymerase I subunit F
Biological process (GO): DNA-templated transcription initiation; DNA-templated transcription
Cellular component (GO): RNA polymerase I complex
Source: RefSeq, a predicted model, not a curated record